CUUUUAUCCGGAACAAACAAUUCUCACUUCAAAUCCAAGCCCCACACUAGAUGACACCGUUAUUUUGUCAUCCUUUUUCAAGACAAUCUCUCCGCAAGAUCGGUAUACAACCGCUCAGUACAGCUGUGCUAACAUGCCAUCAUGUCCUUCAGCAAGUCCAUCUGGCUGGUUGUACUGGUAGCCGUCUUUUAUCCGGAACAAGCAAUUCUCAUUUCAAAUCCAAGCUUCACAUCAGACAACGCCGUCAUUUUGUCAUCUCUUUUCAAGACAAAUUCUCCGCAAGAGCUGCACCCAACCGCUCAGUACAGCCAUGCUAACGUGAAUCCAUUUCUACAAGCCCUUCCCACGGAGAAGCUUCUACGACGAUAUCGCCGAAGUGCAUCACCGAGACGUCGCCACAGGCGUCGAAGACAUAGGCCCAGACGUCGAAGACAUAGGCCCAGACGUAGACGACACAGACCCAGGCGCCAUCGACAUAGGCCCCGGCGCCAUCGACACAGGCCCAGGCGCCAGCGACACAGGCCUCGACGUCGACGUAGGCCCAAACGCCCUCGACGUAGACCUAAACGCCCUCGACGUAGGCCCAAACGCCCUCGACGUAGGCCCAGACGUCCUCGACGUAGGCCCAAACGCCCUCGACGUAAACCUAGACGUCCUCGACGUAGGCCCAGACGCCCUCGACGUAGGCCCAGACGCCCUCGACGUAGACCUAAACGCCCUCGACGUAGGCCCAGACGCCCUCGACGUAAGCCUAAGCGCCCUAGACGUAGACCUAAGCACCCUAGACGUAGACCUAAACGCCCUCGACGUAGGCCCAAACGCCCUCGACGUAGGCCCAAACGCCCUCGACGUAGGCCCAGGCGUCCUCGACGUAGGCCCAAACGCCCUAGACGUAGACCUAAACGCCCUCGACGUAGACCUAAACGCCCUCGACGUAGGCCCAAACGCCCUCUACGUAGGCCUAAACGCCCUCGACGAAGGCCCAGACGCCCUCGACGUAAGCCCAAACGCCCUCGCCGUAGGCCCAAACGCCCUCGACGUAGGCCCAAACGCCCUCGACGUAAGCCCAUACGCCCUCGACGUAAGCCCAGACGCCCUCGGCGUAGACCCAAACGCCCUCGACGUAGGCCCAAACGCCCUCGACGUAGACCUAAACGCCCUCGACGUAGACCUAAACGCCCUCGACGUAGGCCUAAACACCCUCGACGUAGACCCAAACGCCCUCGACGUAGGCCCAAACGUCCUCGACGUAAGCCUAAGCGCCCUAGACGUAGACCUAAACGCCCUCGACGUAAACCUAAACGCCCUCGACGUAGGCCCAAACGUCCUCGACGUAAGCCCAAACGCCCUCGACGUAAGCCCAAACGCCCUCGACGUAGGCCCAAACGCCCUCGACGUAAGCCUAAGCGCCCUAGACGUAGACCUAAACGCCCCCGACGCAGACCUAAACGCCCUAGACGUAGACCUAAACGCCCUCAACGUAAGCCCAAACGCCCUCAACGUAAGCCCAAACGCCCUCGACGGAAGCCCAAACGCCCUCGACGUAAGAGUACAAAACAGAAAGGUCGGAGCGGUAAACGACGAAAUGGGCGCAAGAGCAAAAAACGAAAUCCAUCCAAGCGUCAGCGAAGACUGAAGCAAAAAAGGGGUCGGAGAAAUAGGUCACCACAAACUAAUCGAACAAAACAAAAUAGAAAGGGCAGAACGAAAGGAAAACCGAAGAAGAAGAAGAGCGUACUAGCUAGGGUUGCUCAAAGGAUCAAAAAAUUCUUUGCUGGUCUGGGGCGAUCCCCUUCCAAAAAGACAGCACAGUCAAAAUCCAAGCGUUGGCAACGGAAUAAAAAACAAACAGAAGGCGCCACGGGUCGGCAAUAA
Pollicipes pollicipes is the source of this 1875-nucleotide messenger RNA. RefSeq names its product serine/arginine repetitive matrix protein 1. NCBI's taxonomy places the organism in Eukaryota, Metazoa, Arthropoda, Thecostraca, Pollicipedomorpha, Pollicipedidae. Bases 142 to 1875 code for a protein of 577 amino acids. The record is from RefSeq and is a predicted model, not a curated record. The transcript has 2 exons.